Cladocopium goreaui is the source of this 510-nucleotide messenger RNA. The record is from the annotation of a GenBank genome assembly. Lineage: Eukaryota; Dinophyceae; Suessiales; Symbiodiniaceae.
UGGAGGAUGGCUGCAGCUCCUUUGACGUUGCGUUGGAAGUGGGCAAGAAGAUCAAAUCUUUGCAAGUUGCCAAAUGCGAGGCAUCUUCAGAAAAGGACAAGAAAGACAUCUUCGAUUUCAUCAUCUCCAAAUUAGGGAGCCUCAGGCGGAUGGAUAAACAAAUUCGAGCGCUCAUGGCUGAAAUGCUGAUGCGAAAUCUGUCCAACGUGGAACGGGCAACGGGAAAUCUUGUGGACAGCCUGGGCCCAGUCGUGACUCUGAAUGAAGAGUGUUUUCAAUCACAUGUUGCUUCAGGAAUCCUCCAGAUCUAUUCAAAUUACAGUAAAUUUUGUACACAUUGUGACUUCUUGAGCACGCACAAGACCGUGACUCGUCCAAUGGAGUUAACCCACUUGAGCAACUAGCAGUGAAUCAGUUCUGGCAUGUCAUAGCUGUUCGACCAGCAACCCAAAGAUUGUGCUGCUGGUUGCUCAACGCGUUUUGCAAUGCUUGACGCGGCUUGAACCGAAA